Molecule: messenger RNA, 1897 nt
Organism: Phalaenopsis equestris
Lineage: Eukaryota; Viridiplantae; Streptophyta; Magnoliopsida; Asparagales; Orchidaceae
Product: probable mitochondrial adenine nucleotide transporter BTL1
Exons: 5
Coding region: 432-1514 (360 amino acids)
Biological process (GO): transmembrane transport
Source: RefSeq, a predicted model, not a curated record
UUGUAAUCCGCUGUACGAGGGCAACAGGGAAGGUCAAACUGGAGGCCAUGAAAGAGGUUGCUUUAGGGUUCGCUCCAUCGGGGACGAAUGUCACGAAUCUUCCUGUCGGUCCCCUUCUAAUGGCACUUGCAGAGGAUUUCUGCGUUCAAAAUUCCCACUUGAAGGCGAGGACCCAGAAGGGCAGGACAAGCGCGCCAGAGGAAGCGACAAAUAUAUGCUUUGUUAUAUAAUAUAGGAGAGAGAGAGAGGACGCGGAGAGUCGUGACUAUCUUGAAGGGUUGAAGAAGGUGCAAUACUUUUACCAAGCAAGAAAGAAACAACGAAAAUGCCAAAUAUUGUCAUGUUGUAUUUGAGCUUUCUUCAUGUUUCUGAUCAUUCUGUGUCAGAAUCAUGUGAUUGUUUCUAAAAAUAGAAAUUGGGAUAGCUGAUACAUGGGGUUUGAACCAGAUUCGUCGAAGCGAAAGGUGUUCUGGGUGCAGGAUGAUGCAUUAGGGGAGGAGAUGGCGAUGAGCAAAGAGAUAGAGGUCGUCAAGGGUGCCGCUGCUUCCCCCGCGGCUGUCCAACUGCGGCUGCCUGACGUUGGCCUAGUCCUGAGGAAUUUUGUUAGAAGUAGAGAAGUAGGAGAGUUCCUCAGCGGUGCAUUAGCUGGUGCCAUGACUAAAGCUGUUUUGGCUCCUUUGGAGACCAUCAGGACACGAAUGAUCGUUGGAGUUGGAUCCAAACACAUCACCGGCAGUUUUCUCCAGAUCAUUGAAGAGAAUGGUUGGCAAGGCCUUUGGGCUGGAAACACGAUCAACAUGGUGCGAAUAGUACCAACCCAGGCAAUUGAACUCGCGACUUUUGAAAGUGUUAAGCGAAUGUUAACAUCGGCACAAGAGAAAUGGAGAGAUGAGGGAAAUCCAAAGUUGCAAGUUGGCAGUAUAAAGAUGGAUCUGUCGUUCUCAUGGCUCUCUCCUAUUGCUGUUGGUGGUGCUGCGGCUGGUAUUGUGAGCACAGUUGUUUGCCACCCUCUUGAAGUAAUUAAGGAUCGUUUAACUGUGAAUCGAGAGAUCUACCCAUCCAUUAGCCUUGCCUUCAGUAGAAUAUACAGAGAUGAUGGUGUUAGGGGCUUAUAUGCAGGCAUAUUUCCAACCCUUGUCGGCAUGCUUCCUUACAGCACGUGUUACUAUUUCAUGUAUGAGAAAAUAAAGACAUCAUAUUGUCGGUCAAAGAAGAAAAAGAAUCUGAACCGUCCUGAGCUACUAUUGAUUGGGGCUGUUUCAGGCUUGACGGCGAGCACCAUCAGCUUCCCUCUUGAAGUCGCGAGAAAACGGCUCAUGAUCGGAAAAAUGCAGGGAAAAUGCCCGCCCAACAUGGCGGCUGCACUCACCGAGGUUGUUCGGGAGGUGGGCUUUCUCGGGCUCUACAGAGGCUGGGGGGCGAGCUGCUUGAAGGUCAUGCCCUCAUCUGGCAUUACUUGGAUGUUCUACGAAGCAUGGAAGGAAGUUCUGCUUCUGGAUAAAUUCAAGCAAUAACAGCCAAAGCUGUGCAGAUUUCCUCAAAGAUUCUUAACCAUGGAUUUGGUGGAUCUAUUUUACUCAUCCACCUAUUAAGAUAUUGAAAGUAGAAGGCAGAGGGGGACAUAUUUUGUUAUAUUCUGCAUUACCACACGGCUCACCAAGGUUCUUUAUUAGAAUCAAAACUAGCAAAGGUCUCAUUCGGUUACUUACAGGUUUGUUGUGUUUUGAGGGAGUUUGAAAGUGAUUUUAGAGUAGAAAUCAGAAGAUCUGGUAAUGGAGUUUAACAAAUUCAGUAUUUCAAAAGCAAUUUUUUUUUUUUUUUUACUGAAGCAAACAGAUGAGCCCUGAGAUGAUUCAGAUGUGAUUUUUUAAGUUUUGAUAAUUGAAAUUAUUGAUUU